This is a messenger RNA of Fusarium fujikuroi IMI 58289, 576 nucleotides long. RefSeq lists its product as uncharacterized. Lineage: Eukaryota; Fungi; Ascomycota; Sordariomycetes; Hypocreales; Nectriaceae. Bases 1 to 576 code for a protein of 191 amino acids. The transcript has 2 exons. The record is from RefSeq and is a predicted model, not a curated record.
AUGGCUGCCUCCGUCCAGCGCCCGCCUUCACCUCCUACCGAGGAGUUCGACAAAGACACCGUGGCACUUCACCUUCGCGGCCUGGCGCACCAAGCCACCCUCUUCCGAACCCAAUCUCUGAACCAAACCACCCUCGAUCAGAUCCUUGCCGCGGUCCAAGCUACCAACACACGCAUGGAUGCAGUGGAGACUCGCAUGGGUGAAAUGGAAACUCGUCUCAAAGAACGGAUGGAUGGCAUCAAGACUCAUACUGACGAACGCAUCACCACCCUGGAGACUGGAAUGAACAAACGAUUCGACAAGAUCGAUAGCUUUGCUCAGAACAGCAAGGCCCGCGCCAAGAACGCUCGCUCCCGCGAAGUCGGCGUCCCCUACACUCCUCUCGUCAAGGAAGAUGGCUCUGCUAUCCGAAACUUCCCUCUCACUUUUGACGAAGUCAAUACACUGGCCGAACCACGUCUCUCAACCCUCCUCCGUGCCGUCGGAGUCGAGCUCGAAGAUGACUGGACUGUCGAGCAGAAGCGAAAUGCCUUCUUCAGCGCCAUCGGCGUCAUGAACUUGCCUACCUUCCACUAA